Anolis sagrei ordinatus is the source of this 6798-nucleotide messenger RNA. RefSeq names its product peroxidasin (gene PXDN). Gene Ontology annotation, molecular function: heme binding; protein binding; peroxidase activity. Gene Ontology annotation, biological process: response to oxidative stress. Lineage: Eukaryota; Metazoa; Chordata; Lepidosauria; Squamata; Anolidae. The record is from RefSeq and is a predicted model, not a curated record.
GGAAAGAGAGUGCGAGAGAGAGAACGGGAGCGGGGGCGCGCGCCACCCCUUUUCCUCGAGGAAGCUCUGCCUCUGGGGCCGGGGAGAGAGAGCGAGAGAGAGAGAGAGAGAGAGAGAGGGCGGUCCCUCUGCUUCUUCUUCUUCUUCUUCCCUCGCCCUCCUCCUUCCAGGCGGUGCGGUGAGCUGGGGACGGGCUCGCUCCCCUCCGUCCAUUCGUCCGUCCCUUCUUUGCACUGGCGCCCUUUCUUCCUGCUGGUCCCGCUCCAAGCAGGGCAGCCGGUCUCUCUGUCGUGGGCAUGGCCCGGCAGCGGCGCCACGGGCACUCAGGGGACAGAGGAGCCCCCUUCCUCUUCUUCUUCCUCCUCCUGCUCCUCUUCUCCCUGCCCUUGGCCUCCCCGCAGCAGCAGCAUCCCCCUCCUCCGCCCGCCCCUUCCUCGGCGCAGCGGGGCAGCGGCAGCAGCAGCGUGUGGUGCCCGAGCCGGUGCCUCUGCUUCCGGACCACGGUGCGCUGCAUGCACCUCGCCCUCGAGAGCGUCCCCGCCGUCUCGCCCCAGACCUCCAUCCUGGACCUGCGAUUUAAUAGAAUCAAGGAAAUUCAACCUGGUGCAUUCAGACGGCUUAAAAAUCUGAAUACAUUACUUCUAAACAACAAUCAUAUUAAAAGAAUACCAACUGGAGCAUUUGAAGACCUCGAGAAUCUAAAAUAUCUCUAUUUGUACAAGAAUGAAAUCCAGUCAAUUGACAGGCAAGCAUUUAAAGGACUUGCCUCUCUAGAACAACUGUAUCUGCACUUUAACCAGAUUGAAACUUUGGAACCAGAAUCAUUUACCCAUCUUCCCAAACUUGAAAGAUUGUUUUUGCACAACAACAGAAUCUCUCACCUAACUCUUGGGACGUUUAGUCAUUUGGAAUCUAUGAAGCGACUGCGUCUGGAUUCAAAUGCACUUCACUGUGACUGUGAAAUACUGUGGCUGGCAGAUCUGUUGAAAACAUAUGCAGAAUCUGGUAAUGCACAAGCUGCAGCAACUUGCGAAUAUCCAAGAAGGAUCCAAGGAAGAUCAGUAGCUACAAUAACACCUGAAGAACUUAACUGUGAGAGGCCAAGAAUUACGUCAGAGCCUCAAGAUGUAGAUGUUACCUCAGGGAAUACCGUUUACUUCACUUGCAGAGCUGAAGGCAAUCCCAAACCUGAAAUUAUUUGGCUUCGAAACAAUAAUGAACUGAGCAUGAAAGCAGAUUCUCGUUUAAACUUACUCGAUGAUGGCACUCUCAUGAUUCAGAAUACUCAAGAGACCGACCAAGGCAUUUACCAAUGCAUGGCCAAAAAUGUGGCAGGAGAAGUGAAAACCCAAGAAGUUACCCUGCGCUACUUUGGUUCACCAGCUAGGCCAAGUUUUGUGAUUCAUCCACAAAAUACUGAAGUCCUCGUUGGGGAAAGUGUGACCCUGGAGUGUAGUGCAACUGGCCAUCCCCAGCCACGCAUCACAUGGACAAAAGGUGACAGGACACCAUUGCCAAGUGACCCCCGCAUCACAAUAACUCCAUCAGGAGGGCUUUACAUCCAAAAUGUGGCCCAGGAAGACGGUGGCGAGUAUACCUGUUUUGCAACCAACAGCAUAGACAGUAUCCAUGCAACUGCAUUCAUCAUAGUGCAAGCUGUACCUCAAUUUACUGUGACCCCUCAAGACAGAAUAGUAAUUGAAGGACAAACUGUCGACUUCCCUUGUGAGGCACAAGGAUACCCACAGCCUGUCAUUGCCUGGACUAAAGGAGGGAGCCAGCUCUCUGUAGAUAGACGGCACUUAGUCUUGUCAUCUGGAACCCUGAGGAUUUCCAGAGUAGCUUUACAUGACCAAGGCCAGUAUGAAUGCCAAGCGGUCAACAUUGUAGGAUCCCAGAGGAUUGCUGUACAUCUCAAUGUACAACCUAGAGUGACUCCUGUCUUUGCUAGUGUUCCACGUGAUAUGACAGUUGAUGUUGGAACAAAUGUACAGAUUCCAUGUAGUUCUCAAGGAGAGCCCGAGCCUGUAAUAACAUGGAAUAAGGAUGGUGUUCAGGUCACAGAGAGUGGGAAAUUUCAUAUUAGCCCAGAAGGAUAUCUUACUAUUCGUGAUGUUGGGUCAGCAGAUCAAGGUCGUUAUGAAUGUGUUGCAAGGAACACCAUUGGAUACUCUUCAGUUAGCAUGGUAUUGAGUGUGAAUGUUCCUGAUGUUAGUCGAAAUGGAGAUCCAUAUGUAGCAAGCUCAAUUGUUGAAGCAAUCGCUACUGUAGACAGAGCAAUAAACUCAACACGUACACAUUUGUUCGACAGUCGCCCUCGUUCUCCAAAUGAUUUGCUAGCCUUGUUUCGAUACCCAAGAGAUCCUUACACUAUUGAGCAAGCAAGAGCUGGAGAGAUAUUUGAAAGGACAUUACAGCUAAUUCAAGAACAUGUGCAAGAUGGUUUAAUGGUUGACCUAAACGGAACAAGCUAUCACUAUAAUGAUCUUGUAUCUCCACAGUACUUGAAUCUGAUAGCUAACCUCUCAGGCUGCACUGCCCAUAGGCGUGUGAAUAACUGUUCAGAUAUGUGCUAUCACCAGAAAUACAGAACACACGAUGGUACCUGCAACAAUCUGCAGCAUCCAAUGUGGGGAGCCUCUCUCACAGCCUUUGAACGUUUGUUGAAGUCGGUCUAUGAAAAUGGAUUUAAUCUACCAAGGGGUGUCAGAGCUAACCGGCGAUACAAUGGAUACGCCCUUCCAAUGCCACGCUUAGUUUCAACUACUCUGAUAGGCACUGAAACCAUAACCCCUGAUGACCAGUUUAGUCAUAUGCUUAUGCAGUGGGGACAGUUUCUGGAUCACGACCUUGACUCCACUGUUGUUGCCCUAAGUGAAGCCAGGUUUUCUGAUGGUCAGCAUUGCAGCUCUGUUUGCACCAAUGAUCCCCCAUGUUUCUCCAUCAUGAUCCCACCUAAUGACCCUCGAGUCAGAAAUGGGGCCCGGUGCAUGUUUUUUGUGCGUUCAAGCCCAGUCUGUGGAAGUGGUAUGACAUCCCUUCUAAUGAAUUCUGUUUAUCCCAGAGAACAGAUCAACCAGUUGACUUCCUAUAUUGAUGCAUCUAAUGUUUAUGGCAGUUCAGAACAUGAAGCGCAGGAAAUCAGAGACCUAGCAAGCCACAGGGGCCUCCUGAGACAGGGCAUUGUACAGCGAUCUGGGAAGCCUCUUCUUCCAUUUGCUACUGGCCCUCCAACAGAAUGUAUGAGGGAUGAGAAUGAAAGCCCCAUUCCUUGCUUCUUAGCAGGGGACCAUCGUGCCAAUGAACAACUGGGGCUCACCAGCAUGCAUACACUGUGGUUUAGAGAACACAACAGAAUCGCCACAGAGUUGCUAAAACUCAAUCCACACUGGGACGGUGAUACAAUAUAUCAUGAAACACGCAAAAUUGUCGGUGCAGAAAUGCAGCACAUAACGUACAGCCAUUGGCUGCCUAAAAUCUUGGGCGAGGUAGGCAUGAAGAUGCUUGGUGACUAUAAAGGAUAUGACCCCAAUAUUAAUUCUGGCAUAACUAAUGAGUUUGCAACUGCCGCUUUUCGGUUUGGUCAUACCUUGAUCAAUCCCAUAUUGUAUAGGCUGGAUGAAAACUUUGAACCCAUUCCACAAGGCCAUAUACCUCUUCAUAAAGCGUUCUUCUCUCCAUUUCGGAUUGUAAACGAAGGAGGAAUUGAUCCACUUCUUAGAGGGUUGUUUGGUGUUGCUGGUAAGAUGCGUGUGCCAUCUCAAUUGCUGAAUACAGAAUUGACAGAGAGACUUUUCUCCAUGGCACGAGCAGUAGCUUUGGACCUGGCAGCAAUGAACAUUCAAAGAGGAAGAGAUCAUGGAAUCCCACCUUACCAUGAUUUUAGAGUUUAUUGUAAUCUUUCUUCAGCACAUACAUUUGAUGACUUGAAAAAUGAAAUUAAGAAUCCAGAAAUAAGAGAGAAAUUGAGAAGAUUAUAUGGUUCGCCACUAAACAUAGAUUUAUUUCCUGCUCUUAUGGUAGAAGAUUUAGUUCCGGGUAGCAGAUUGGGACCAACACUGAUGUGUCUGUUGAGCACACAGUUUAGACGUCUUCGAAAUGGAGACAGGUUGUGGCAUGAGAAUCCUGGUGUGUUUACUCCGUCUCAGUUGACUCAGAUCAAGCAGGCAUCCCUUGCCAGAAUUCUGUGUGACAAUGGAGACAAUAUAACCAGAGUCCAACAUGAUGUCUUCAGGGUGGCCGAGCUUCCACAUGGAUAUGGGAGCUGUCAUGAAAUUCCUAAAGUUGAUCUCAGGAUGUGGCAAGAUUGCUGUGAAGACUGCAGAACCAGAGGACAAUUCAAUGCAUUCUCAUACCACUUUCGAGGAAGACGUUCUCUUGAUUACAGUUUCCGUGAAGACAAGCCUUUAAAGCAUGUGAAAAUGUCAAGAACAAGUUUUGCCAGAGAGGAUAACCUUUUAAAUAGUUCAAUUUCAUCCCUUGUUGAGCACAAGAAAGGACCUGUAAUGAAUGACUUCAAAGAAUUUGUUGGCGAUAUGCAAAAAACUAUUACAGACCUCAGAAAACAGAUAAAGAAACUUGAAUCACGGCUCAGCAGAACUGAAUGCACUGAUGAAAAUGGCAAAUCUUAUUCCAGUAAUGAGACCUGGAAAAAAGACUCAUGUACCACAUGUGAAUGCAAGGUCGGCCAGAUAACCUGUUACGUGGAAUCGUGUCCGCCCAAUGAUUGUGCUACACCUGUAAAGCUCAAAGGAGUUUGCUGUCCUGUCUGCUUAAAACAAACUAUUAGAAAGGCGAAUAAACCUUAAAUCUGCUUUGCAACUGUCACAUACCAAGUCAUAUGGAUAUCUGCUGAUGGCAAAUACAGGUAACAGUAGGCUUAAAACCACAACAGCAAAUCAAGACAAUGAAGGACAGCAUUCAAAUGAUGGUGUAACAGUAUCGGAUGAUGUGUCAUUUUACUUGCCAACCCACUAAAAAGCCACAGUGUGAAAGUAUUGAAAGGGAAUAUAAAAUACAGGUCAAGAUAACUUUGUGUUAAAAUUUCUCAGGUUCUGCAAACUGAAAACUGGUACUACUUUUCAAAAAGAAGCCUUUCUCAAGUAGUUUGAGUCUCCCAGUGUCGUUUAUAUUUCUGCACACACUGGUAGGCAAAAGCCAGGGACCAUUCCAUUGAAAGAAAAGGGGAGCCACAGCUUUGUUGUUGUUUUAUUUAAAUAUUCUUUCUGGCCCAGUAUUGAUACUUUUCUUGCCAGCUGUCUUGGAUAUUGAUGACAAUGGUAUUAAACCUUUGUGAGAUGAACAUCAGACUAAGUAAAGCAGCUAGUGGUGCUAUAAUGUCAGCCAGUCAGUCAGUUCCUCUUCCUAUGGCAGUUCCACAUCUAGGGAGAACACACAUUUUGCAAUAGAUUUUUCCCUGGAUUAGUGGCAGUAUUAAUGUCUUAACCUCUACCCUGUCUUUAAUUAUCCUGUCUUCCUUUCUUAAAGUAGUGCCUAAGAGACGGAUGCAAAACAUGUGCCUGAUUACAAGUGAGCCGCUCACUGAGCCCUGCCACAAACAUUUAUAUAUCAAACAAUAUAUUCACACUGCACACACCUAUAUAGUGAAGUGGCAGGGAAGGACACUGCUGGAAUACACACAAUUGUAUCUUUUUAGCGGUAGAUUGUGGAGAAGACCUCUAUGGACCAAUAAGCAAGAUAACUUUAGCCUGAGUUGCAAGCCUUUUUGUGGUUAUUCUGGAUCUCUCUUGAUUCAUUUAAAUGUUAACUCUUUACUAUGAGAGCAUGUUGUUUGCAUUAGUCCAUCAAAAUGUCCUUAUCUUCCACCUCAACAGAUAGGAAUAGCUUCCAACCUCUAGCACCACAGGGACACACUGAAGUGGAAGGAGCAACCUUGCCCAACCUUGGAGUUUAAUUUCUAGAGAAAAGAGUACAGAAGCCAGGUCUGCGGGAAACAACUAAAUGAUCUUUCAUGUUCUGUACAGAGGCAGGCAAUCUAUUGACCACCCUUAUGUUGUUGGAUGGCUACCAUGAGCUCUAGCCAAAAUGGCAAAUGGUGAAGGAUAAUGGAAGUUGCCUUCUACUAACUCCAGAGUAGGAAGGUAGAAUCCCCCUCCAGCUCUUGGUAGAGCCCAACUUCGUUAAUUCAUGGCACAAAUUAAAACCGCUCCUCACAGGUACAGGUUCUUGGUUCAUAACAACACUUUAUGUGCUGGACAGCAGUUAUUCUGGAGUUACUGAAUAACCAUGAUACUGAAAAAUCUAGUUUGGCUUAGUGAAACACAAUAUUAGCAUUCUGGCAUUCUUGCCCAUAUCUGAAUCUAUCAUCCUUUUUCUGGAUGGUGCUAACAAUUAAAAUCAAGACAUCAUGGAUGGUGUCUAUACUUCCCACAUACACAAACCCUCUUCAUGCUACGGACAGUAAAAGCAAACUUUUAAAAAAUGAUUUCUAGAAGGCAAAUAUUAUUACAAAGAUAAAUCAAAUGAUCAUUGAAACAAUGACAUCUAUUGGUUUUAAGGGGGGAUCUCACAAUACUGUGCAACAGCUAACAUCAUUAACUUGGGAUUAUUUGCAUGAUGACCUCCCAUAGUGCAAUUUAGCAAACACGUUGCUCCUGCCCCUGGAGCAUGCCUUAGUAAGCUAUUCAGAUCUUAAUAUGGACCCCAGAUUAUAUCCAAGGUUACACCUAUUGCACUUGGUUAGUUGGUUGGAAGGCAGAUGCCUUGUACCUUUAAUUAUUACCUAUCCAUGGGUACAGCUUUUCCUGGUGUUGUGAUCAAAGAAUGGAGAAAAGGCAA